AUGCAGGUGGUUCAAUUCCUGGUUCAAUUCCUGGGUUGGGAAGAUCCCACUCCAGUAUUCAUGGGCUUCCCUGGUGGCUCAGAUGGUAAAGAAUCUGCCUGCAAUGCGGGAGACCUGGGUUCGAUCCCUGAGUUGGAAAGAUCCCCUGGAGGAGGGCAUGGCAAACCAUUCCAGUAUUCUCGCCUGGAGAAUCCCCAUGGACAGAGGAGCCUGGCGGGCUACAGUCCAUGGGGUUGCAGAGUCGGACACGACCAAGUGCUAAGUACAGCACAGCACAGUACAGCCUACGUAUCCUCUCUAUUAACAGCCAGAAAGAAGUUUCUGACAAAUUGA
This is a messenger RNA of Rangifer tarandus platyrhynchus (Svalbard reindeer), 333 nucleotides long. The record is from the annotation of a GenBank genome assembly. NCBI's taxonomy places the organism in Eukaryota, Metazoa, Chordata, Mammalia, Artiodactyla, Cervidae.